Molecule: messenger RNA, 1706 nt
Organism: Manihot esculenta (cassava)
Lineage: Eukaryota; Viridiplantae; Streptophyta; Magnoliopsida; Malpighiales; Euphorbiaceae
Product: ammonium transporter 2 member 5
Exons: 3
Coding region: 115-1572 (485 amino acids)
Biological process (GO): ammonium transmembrane transport
Cellular component (GO): plasma membrane
Molecular function (GO): ammonium channel activity
Source: RefSeq, a predicted model, not a curated record
UGUCGACAUAAUCGAUUCAAAACAUCAUUGUGAUUCCUAGAUAUAACCCACCAGUUGUAGAGCUUGCUCUGCCUUCAAAGCUCAAACUCCAUUGUUGUUUAAUUAAAGUGAAAGAUGAGUUAUAUCCCGGCACCUGUACCAUCUCCAGCUCCAGCCCCUUUGCUUAAUCUUCCUUCUGGUUUAGGUUUUGAUGAAUCUACCCCACCAUGGAUGAGCAAGGCAGAUAAUGCAUGGCAACUAACAGCAGCAACACUUGUUGGUUUACAAAGCAUUCCAGGGCUUGUUAUUCUAUAUGGUGGAGGUGUGAAGAAGAAAUGGGCUGUGAACUCUGCUUUCAUGGUGAUUUAUGCCUUCGCUUGUGUGCUUUUCUGUUGGGUUUCUUGGGGUUACAGGAUGUCUUUUGGAGAAGAGCUUGUGCCUUUCUGGGGGAAGGCCAAUAUUGCACUUGAACAAAAAUUCCUCCUUGGUCCAGCGUUCAUUGGCAAGUUUCCCAGUGCAACUAUGGUGUUUUUCCAAUCUGUUUUUGCAUCGAUUACGUUGAUUCUGAUUGCUGGUGCCUUGCUGGGGCGGAUGAAUUUUUAUGCCUGGAUGAUGUUUGUUCCGCUGUGGCUAACCUUUUCAUACACUUUCGUAGCGUUUAGCAUUUGGUGUCCUGAAGGUUUUCUUUUCAAAAAAGGGUUAAUAGAUUAUUCUGGUGGCUUUGUGAUUCAUCUAUCGGCUGGAGUUGCAGGUUUCACAGCAGCCUACUGGGUUGGUCCUCGCCUAACCAAGGACAGAGAGAGAUUCCCUCCAAACAACAUCAUUCUUAUGUUAGCUGGUGCAGGAUUUCUAUGGAUGGGGUGGACAGGAUUUAAUGGAGGAGACCCUUAUGCAGCAAGCACUGAUGCUUCUUUGGCAGUCUUGAAUACCCAUUUGUGUACAGCCACAAGCUUGCUUACUUGGCUUGCACUUGACAUCUUAUAUUUAGGCAAAGCUUCCGUUAUUGGUGCUGUUCAAGGCAUGAUCACUGGUUUAGUCUGCAUCACUCCUGCAGCUGGGGUUGUGCAAGGAUGGGCAGCAGUAAUUAUGGGGCUGUGUUCAGGUUCAAUUCCUUGGUUUACAAUGAUGGUUGUACACAAGAAGUCCAAGCUCCUCCAAAAGGUUGACGAUACAAUGGCUGUUUUUCACACGCAUGCCAUUGCAGGAAGCCUCGGUGGAAUUCUCACAGGCCUAUUCGCUGAACCCCAUCUAUGCAAUUUGUUCGCUGGGUCAUAUGGCCAGUUUGUUGGCUUAUUUUAUGGUUUUCAAAUGCGACAAGUCGGUACAGGGUUACGACAAGUAGGAAUUCAGCUUCUGGGAAUUCUGUAUGUUAUGACCAUAAAUGUUAUUGUCACAAGCUUAAUAUGUGUCGUAAUUCAACUUGUUGUGCCUCUGAGAAUGUCUGAUGAGGAUAUGGAGAUUGGCGAUGAAGCUGCUCAUGGGGAAGAAGCUUAUGCUAUUUGGGGGGAUGGUUACAGGCACGAGAGCUACUUGGGGGAUGAAUUGCCAGCGACGAAAAGAAAGGCAGCAACUGGCCAAGUUGAGAUGACAUGAGAUGAGAUCUAUGUUUCUGUCUCUGUUUUUAACAAGAUGAAAUGUUUGCCUGGAAAUUGUUGUCUCUUGUUCGAAUCAUUUUAGAUUUGUUUAUUUUCUAUGUUUUUUUUGUUUUUGUUUUUUCUCCAAGGAAA